This is a messenger RNA of Gaeumannomyces tritici R3-111a-1, 189 nucleotides long. RefSeq lists its product as hypothetical. NCBI's taxonomy places the organism in Eukaryota, Fungi, Ascomycota, Sordariomycetes, Magnaporthales, Magnaporthaceae. The transcript has 5 exons. The coding region runs from base 1 to 189 and encodes 62 amino acids. The record is from RefSeq and is a predicted model, not a curated record.
AUGGCUUUAGUUUUUUUCAAAGGUGCGGGCAAUUGGUUUUUAUUGCAAGCAUUAGCCAAAUGGUACCGUAAUUUAUUUAAACCGGUAAAAACUAGCAACAAAAAUUUAAAAAGGGAUAAGGAAAGCGUUUUUAAUAACGCAAUAAUAAUUAAAUAUGCAAUUAAACCCCCGCGAAUAUAUUUAUAUUAA